GUAGAAAGAUGGAGAUUGACGCUCAAGGACGAGAUUUGCACUCUGAAAGUCCGCGUGUCAUAAUAUUUCUAGUCGCGGUUUUCGCUACAUAAGAUAUGGACAGCAGAUCCGUUUUUUACUGGUGCAUGUGUAACUGCUGAGAAUUCUUCGCCUGAAAUAGACAAAUAUUUUUCCUCAUUUGGAUACCAUUUGCAACAUCGCUUGACAGGUGAGGUGUUUUGUUUUGGACAUCUACUUACGCAAAAUGCUUUGUGAUUAUAUGCAAAACCUUCUGAACACAUCUCCUUACUCAGUACUUAUUACAGCAAUAGUUAUCCUAUUGACUUUCAUUUACUACAUUACAAGAGACAGGGGACUACCUCCUGGGCCCACUGGAAUACCUUUAUUGGGAAUUUAUCCAUUCCUGAAGGAGAAAAAUUUGCAUCUGCAGUUGGAAGAGUACAAAAAGAAGUAUGGAGACAUCUUUUGCUUCAGAGUGUGUAGUCAGCUGUUCAUCAAUCUGGGAAGUCUGAAGCUGAUCCGAGAAGCCCAUCUUUCUAAAUCUGAAUAUUUUAAUGGCAGAUGCACUGAUUUCAAUGUAUUUGCUAUGAUAUUCGACGGCGGUGUCGUUUUUAUGAAUGGUGAGCCAUGGAAAGUUCUUCGAAAAUUCUUCCUUAAUGUUUUUAAAGACAUCGGUAUGACCUCUAUGAAAGGUAACUUGACAGGAGCCACUUACGAUAAUAUCAGCUCCUUUACAGAUGACCUGCGUAAUCGAAACGGUGAGCCAGUUGAUGUCAUCAACUUGGUGAAUAACAAGUGUUUGAGCACUGUGCGUAUGACAUUUUUGGGAGAAGAUGGCAUCACAGAUGAUGAGCUGCGAAACUUUAUGGAAGCAUAUGCUUUAUCACUGGAAGCUAUGGAAGGAACUGGAACACUUCUUUAUGGAAAAAUAGCAAGGUAUUUGAUCCUUCCUUCCAAAUCUGGUGGUCGCAAUUUAAUUUCCUCCCAGAAGCGUAUGGAAGAUAUCUUAUCUAAAGUAAUAGAUCGACAUGAGAAGACUCUUGAUGAAAAUCACAUUCGGAACAUAAUUGAUGCUUAUUUGAAAGAGAGGAAUGAGCGAAGACGAAAAGGAGAUCCUACAGCUGAAUAUUUCACAAAAAAAGCUCUAAAUGGCUCACUUGCUCAGUUCAUUGGAGAUGGUCACCUAGCUGUUGUUGGCUUUAUUGGAUUGUACUUCCUGUACUUGGUGAAGUAUCCAGAAGAACAAGAAAAAAUAUACAAAGAAAUACUAGAAGUCGUUGGUGCAGAUAGGCAACCAAGCAUAGAAGACAAAAGCAAUCUACCCUAUACCAACGCAUUCAUAUAUGAAGUUUUAAGAUCAGCAGAGUUUGUCCCCUUUUUUCCUAGCCUCUUGUGCACAAGGGAAGCUAAUUUGAGAGGUUAUAGAAUUCCUAAAGGAUCUAUAACUUUGACCAAUUUCUGGUCAUCUUACCAUGAUCCUGAAACUUUCGAAGAUCCAUAUAAGUUUGAUCCAUCUAGAUACUUAUCGUCUGCAGGUAAAACAAGAGCAGAACUUCCAAUUUCAUUUGGAACAGGCAAACGUUCUUGUUUGGGAGAAGCUUACGCUAUGACUCAAGUUUUCCUCUUCCUUACACCUGUUGUCCAAAACUUUCGCCUGGCUUUACCCGAAGGAGAAGAUUAUUCCACAACUGCAUUCUCACUGAAGUUGAAAAUCAGCGCAAUUCCUCGAUAAUUAACUGAAGGAGAAACUGAACAGUAACUGGAACUUUAGCCUAAUGUAUUAAGAAAUACUGGCUAUUGCUUCGAGAAGACCUACAUAUUGAGUUACACAAAUUUUUAUCUUUUAAUUUUUAUUACCAAGAUCACGUAUACAAAUUAUUAUCAAAAUGGCUUUGUUAGUUUUCCUGCUGUUUAAUUGUUUACAUAGUUUAGCAUAUUCAAAAAGUUUUUUUAAUGUUUUUCGAAUUUAAGAAAUUUGUUCUACCCCAGAUGGUAUAAGAAAAAUUUUCGGUAGCAUCAAAUUCGGCUAAGCCAACAUUUGGCUUACCGAACUGCAAUUUUAAAUUCAUGUAAACGUGCGUGUACUUAUAUGUAUGUGUAAAACAAGGGGGUCUGUGUUUAUUUGUAAUACCUUUAACUUCCCCUAUUUAACUCUUCAAUGCAUGAUUUCAGUUUAUGAAAAUUUAAAUAAAAAUGACAUAUCAAA
Molecule: messenger RNA, 2206 nt
Organism: Stegodyphus dumicola
Lineage: Eukaryota; Metazoa; Arthropoda; Arachnida; Araneae; Eresidae
Product: cytochrome P450 2B11-like
Biological process (GO): xenobiotic metabolic process
Cellular component (GO): intracellular membrane-bounded organelle; cytoplasm
Molecular function (GO): iron ion binding; heme binding; steroid hydroxylase activity
Source: RefSeq, a predicted model, not a curated record